CCGUUUCCAUGCAGUACAGCUCUAUAACUACUUGUCUCUACACUCUUCACAGCGAGUCAUCAAACGCACGGAGAGAGGAAGCCGUGCGGCCGGUUCCAGACUUCUCCUCAACCUGGUGACUGAGAAAGAGCCGCAGGUCCGUAAACUGAUAUGGAAAUGCUUCGUAAAAAUGCACCACCUGCUCCCCAAACUGGAGGAGUUGCUGAAAGCAAUGGGGGAAGAAGGUUCUGAUCUGAUCGAAUUGUUCAAAAACAUAAAGGCUUCCUGGGAACUACCUGCUCAUCUGAAAGAUGUUCAGCAGAAGCACAAGGAGACUCUGCGAGCACAGACUGAAACACUGAGAGUGAACACCAUCAUGAUGAACGAGAAGGUUAAGGUUUUCCAGUUGGGUGAUCGAUAUGCUGAGCUCACAAUCAUCUCCACUGUUCGAGAUCGGACACUGGUGGAACAUGAGCUGCUGGCAAGAGGCCGCGACCAUGAAGAGUGGAGAGAGGAACAUCUUGGGGGAGAGUUUGAAAAAAUCCGAACUGAUCAGUUAUUCCAGAACAUUUCGGUGAGCAAAUCCAAAUCUGGGAGUUCGUCUGCCGUGGCCGGAGACGCGGGAAUCGGAAAAACAACAAUGGUGCAAAAGAUUGUUCAUGACUGGGCCACGGGGAAAAUAUUCCAACAAUUCCAGUUUGUCUUCAGUUUCAAAUUCCGGGAUUUAAACAUGAUUAAAGACAGAAUGACCCUGAGGGAACUGAUUCUGGAUCAGUAUCCUUACUUUGGGAAUAUGCUAGAAGAGGUUUGGAAGAACCCAGAGGGAUUGCUAUUUAUAUUCGAUGGUCUGGAUGAAUUCAAGGGCUUCAAGACGUCCAGCGUCCUGAAGGUGCACAGGCGGCUGCACACGGGGGAGCGCCCCUACACCUGCAGCGACUGCGGCAAGGGAUUCACCAUGUCCAACCACCUGCUGUGCGGCAAGGGCUACACCCGCUCCACCCAGCUGCUGAACCACCAGCGGGUGCACACCGGCGAGCGUCCCUCCCUCAGGCCCUUCGGCUGCUCCGACUGUGGCCAGGACUUCAAGAGUGCGGGGGACCUGAAGGUCCAUCGGCGGGUGCACACGGGCGAGAAGCCCUAUGGCUGCCCCACCUGCGGCAAGUGUUUUUCCCGGUCGUCGGGGCUGUGGGAGCACCGGCGGGUGCACAGUGGAGAGCGGCCCUUCACUUGCUCCGAUUGCGGCAAAGGCUUCAAGUCGUCCAUGCACCUGAGGAGCUUCGCCCGAUCGUCGGGGCUGUGGCGGCACCAGCAGGUGCACGGCAGCGAGCGGCCCUUCUCCUGCUCCGACUGCGGCAAAGGCUUCAAGUCGUCCACAAACCUGACAGUUCACAGGCGCCUGCACACCAAGGAGCGGCCCUACAUCUGCGGAGACUGCGGCAAGGGCUUCACCCGCUCCAGCAGCCUGCUGCUGCACAGGCGCGCCCACACCGCCUAA
This is a messenger RNA of Amblyraja radiata (thorny skate), 1474 nucleotides long. RefSeq names its product zinc finger protein 34-like. The transcript has 7 exons. Bases 170 to 1474 code for a protein of 434 amino acids. The record is from RefSeq and is a predicted model, not a curated record. Lineage: Eukaryota; Metazoa; Chordata; Chondrichthyes; Rajiformes; Rajidae.